Messenger RNA from Raphanus sativus (radish), 1814 nucleotides. RefSeq lists its product as uncharacterized. NCBI's taxonomy places the organism in Eukaryota, Viridiplantae, Streptophyta, Magnoliopsida, Brassicales, Brassicaceae. Gene Ontology annotation, molecular function: zinc ion binding. Gene Ontology annotation, cellular component: cytoplasm; nucleus. The coding region runs from base 144 to 1631 and encodes 495 amino acids. The record is from RefSeq and is a predicted model, not a curated record. The transcript has 17 exons.
CAGAAACGACAUCGUCGCAAAGAAAAGAAACGAACCCUAAAUUCGUCACUCUCCCGGCGGCUCUCUCUCUCUCUCUCUCUCUCUCUCUCUCUCUCUGUUUCUGUUUCUGUCCCGUCCCGAACCUAGUCGAGAAAACGUCAGAGAUGAUGAUGGACAACGGAGAAGAUGAGAAAAUUGAUGUUAGAUCGGUGGUUGAAGCUGUUUCCGCGGAUCACUCCUUUGGUGCUCCCCUCUAUGUGGUUGAGAGCAUGUGCAUGCGCUGCAGUGAAAAUGGAACAAGUAGAUUUCUAUUAACUUUGAUUCCCCACUUUAGAAAGGUCUUAAUAUCUGCAUUUGAGUGUCCGCAUUGCGGAGAAAGGAAUAAUGAAGUUCAGUUUGCGGGCGAGAUUCAACCCCGAGGAUGCUGUUACCAUCUAGCUAUUCCAGCUGGUGAUGCGAAGAUAUUUGAUCGGCAAGUUGUGAAAUCUGAAUCAGCCACUAUUAAGAUUCCUGAACUGGAUUUUGAGAUUCCACCAGAGGCCCAACGCGGAAGCUUGUCUACUGUAGAAGGGAUAUUAGCACGGGCUGCUGAUGAACUGAGUGCCCUUCAAGAAGAACGCAAGAAAGUUGAUCCAAAAACUGCUGAAGCGAUAGACCAAUUCUUGUCCAAACUGAGAGCUUGUGCUAAAGCAGAGACAUCCUUCACCUUCGUUUUGGAUGAUCCUGCCGGAAACAGUUUCAUUGAAAACCCACAUGCUCCAUCACCAGAUCCCUCUUUAACCAUCAAGUUCUAUGAGAGAACACCAGAGCAACAAGCAACACUUGGAUACCUUGCUGACCCAUCGCAGGCUGGUCAAUCAGAAACAGAAGGAGGCCUUGGCGCGCCUUCUGCUACUGCUGCAACAACAGCUUCUUCUAUACCUCAUGGUGCUAUUGGAGCAACAGGUGGUCAUCGAGCGAUUGCUCAGAGUAACAGCACUGAUAUUUCUGAUAACUUGUUCAGAUACUCUGCGCCUGAAGAGGUGAUGACUUUCCCUUCAACCUGCGGAGCAUGCAUGAAGCAGUGUGAGACACGGAUGUUCGUGACUAAAAUCCCCUACUUUCAGGAGGUUAUUGUCAUGGCAUCCACAUGUGAGGAUUGCGGCUAUCGCAAUUCUGAGUUGAAGCCUGGUGGUGCUAUUCCUGAAAAGGGAAAGAAAAUUACUCUCUCUGUGAAGAACAUCACUGACCUUAGCCGAGAUGUUAUUAAGUCAGACACUGCGGGAGUGAAAAUCCCAGAACUUGAUCUGGAGCUAGCUGGUGGUACACUUGGUGGAAUGGUAACAACAGUGGAAGGGUUGGUCACACAGAUCAGAGAAAGCCUAGCGAGAGUUCAUGGGUUCACAUUUGGUGACAGUCUAGAUGAGAGUAAGAAGAACAAGUGGAGAGAAUUUGGAUCCAGGCUAACUAAGCUCCUAAGCUUAGAACAGCCAUGGACUUUGAUCCUUGAUGAUGAAUUAGCAAACUCCUUUAUUUCACCAGUAACAGAUGAUAUCAAAGAUGAUGAUCAACUCACAUAUGAAGAGUUCGAGAGGUCAUGGGAGCAAAACGAGGAGUUGGGUCUCAACGACAUAGAUACUUCUUCAGCUGAUGCUGCUUAUGGAUCUACAUAGAGAAAGUUGGCUGGAUAAUUUGAUUUUGGGAUGGAUAUGUAUGUCUUUUGUUGUAUGGUUAAACAAUCCAAGAAUCAACCUGCUCAUCUUUUUAAAAACAACGUUCUACUCACAAAUCUAUGGUAACAUCUGAAUUGUAUGCUUAUAUAUCAAUCAAAUGAUUGACAAAAAGAUACUUGGUAA